This is a messenger RNA of Hibiscus syriacus, 648 nucleotides long. RefSeq lists its product as uncharacterized. The transcript has a single exon. The record is from RefSeq and is a predicted model, not a curated record. NCBI's taxonomy places the organism in Eukaryota, Viridiplantae, Streptophyta, Magnoliopsida, Malvales, Malvaceae. Bases 1 to 621 code for a protein of 206 amino acids.
AUGGCUUCUUCAUCCACGCAAAAAUUUGACACCCUACUUUCCACAACCAAAUAUCCUUCUUCCCGGCGAACGCCUUCGUUCUCUUCUUCUUCAUCGUCUUCGUCUUCAUCAGCAACACUGUCACCUUCACUUGGAUCCUCGCAUUUCCAAGAUGAUUCUCCUCUCAGUCCAGCUGCUCCAGUCCGGUUUUCAGGCGUACCGUUUUCUUGGGAAAGUUUACCUGGUAUCCCCAAGAAGCUUCAAAACCACAAGAAGAACGAAUCCAUCAAGUUGCUUCCAUUGCCACCUCCGGCUACUCCACCAACCUCCAGGAAGAAGAUAUUGGGAAGUUUGCUAUCCCGGAAGAAAACUUCCAUCGCCACCGCCGCCGCAGCUGCUGCUGAGAGUUUCCGAAAGGACCCAUUUUUCACGGAGUUGGUGGAAUGUUCCAAGGAUGACGACAACGACGACGACGAUAGCAAACUGUGGAGAGCAGCUGGACUAGGAGCUAAGGUUACAAGGAGUAUCAGCGACAGGUUCGGGUUCAUUAACCUUUGUUGUAAAAGAAGUUGUUCAGUUUCAGAAUCAAUAGUCUAUCUCCCGACGGCUAAUUAUGGCCUAAUUCAUCGUCCUUCUCGUUAAAUGCAACACCCAUUUGUUAUCAUCAGU